Acomys russatus (golden spiny mouse) is the source of this 225-nucleotide messenger RNA. RefSeq names its product small ubiquitin-related modifier 2-like. Lineage: Eukaryota; Metazoa; Chordata; Mammalia; Rodentia; Muridae. The transcript has 2 exons. The coding region runs from base 1 to 225 and encodes 74 amino acids. The record is from RefSeq and is a predicted model, not a curated record.
AUGGCCGACGCGAAACCCAAGGACGGAGGCAAGACUGAGAACAACGAUCACAGUAAUUUGAAGGUGGCGGUCAGGAUGGUUCUGUGGUGGCAUCUAAGAGACACACCACUUAGUAAACUGAGGAAAGCCCAUUUGGGAAUGACGGGCUUUACACCUGCACAGCUGGAAACGGAGGACAAAGGUACGAUUGAUGUGUUCCAGUGGCAGCCAGGAGGUGUCUUCUAA